AUGCCCUCCCGCCCUGCUCCCGGCCCCUCCCCGGCCCGGGGCAGCCCAGCCAUGGGGGAGAUGGAGCCCAAGGCCCAGCAGCUCACGCUCUGCUCUGCUCUGUCCCUGCUCUGCUUAGCCGUCCUCCAUAAGGACCUGGUGACCCCCCUGCUCCUCACCCGUCCCCUAGGUGACGUGCAGGCUCAGUCCAUUAGACGGUGGGCCGUGGACAAGGAAGUCAGCGCCCUGUGGGGUUCAGCGGCCUUGACUGCUUCACCAGGAGUGGGAGGCUCACCGGAGGUGGGGGUGGGUGCUGGGCCGGGGCCUCUGUGGCCUGGAAGGACGGGGAGCUCCUCCCUGGGUCCCGGGAAGGCAGCUGCUGCGGCGUCCUGCCCACAGGUGGCACUUCGGAUCCGCCCGCUCAACGACACAGAACUGGAGGAAGGGGCCGCCGUCAUCGCCCGCAAGGUGGGGGACCAGAUGGUGGUGCUCAUGGACCCCAGCGAGGACCCUGAGGACCCGCUGCGCACACACCGGUCUCGGGAGAAGACCUUCAUCUUCGACGUUGUGUUCGACCAGCACGCGUCCCAGGAGGACGUGUACCUGGCCACCACCCAGCAAUUAGUGGAAGGCGUGGUUUCUGGAUACAACGCGACGGUGUUCGCCUACGGCCCCUCAGGCGCUGGCAAGACCCACACGAUGCUAGGCAUGGACACGGAGCCUGGGAUCUACCUGCAGACACUCAGUGGCCUCUUCCAGGCCAUCGAGGAGACCCGUGACAGCACGGACUGCAGCGUGUCCAUGUCUUACCUCGAGAUUUAUAACGAAGUGAUCCGGGACCUCCUGAGCCCGUCCUCGGGGUUUCUGGACCUGCGGGAAGAUUCUAGGGGCAGCAUCCAGAUUGCAGGCAUCACAGAGGUCUCAACCUCCAACGCCCAGGAGAUCAUGCAGCUCCUCACCAAAGGCAACCGGCAGCGCACGCAGGAGCCCACGGCCACCAACAAGACGUCGUCCCGCUCGCACGCGGUGCUGCAGGUCAUCGUGCGCCGGCGCGGCCGCGGCGCACACCCGGCGGAGGAGGUGCGCGUCGGCAGGCUCUUCAUGGUGGACCUGGCGGGCUCGGAGCGGGCGUCCCAGACCCAGAACCAAGGCAAGAGAAUGAAGGAGGGUGCCCACAUCAACCGCUCCCUGCUGGCGCUGGGCAACUGCAUCAACGCACUCAGCGAGAAGGGAGGCAGCCGGGCGCAGUAUGUGAACUUCCGGGACAGCAAACUGACGCGUCUGCUGAAGGACGCCCUGGGCGGGAACAGCCGGACCGUGAUGAUCGCCCACAUCAGCCCGGCCAGCACACACUUCGAGGAGUCGCGGACCACCCUGCUGUAUGCCUACCGGGCCAAGAACAUCAAGACGAGGGUCAAGCGUAACCUGCUGAGCGUGUCCUGCCACAUCGCGCAGCACACGGACGUCACCUCCGACCUGCGCGGGCAGAUCCAGCGCCUCAAGGCCAAGGUGGAGAGGCGGGAGAGGGAGAGGAGGGGCGAGCCUGGCAGCCGGGAUGCUCAAGGUAGGGCCAGCACACCUGCGCCUCCUGCCGUGGCGCUGCCCUGGGCCCACGGCCUUCUCCUGCCUGGCGGGGGGUCCCUGCUGAGCGUCCCACCCCUUAAAUCGAAUGCUUCAUCCGCUGGCAUUCGGCACACCCACUGUGUGGGGCAGCCUCCUCCUCUUGUCUUGCUCUGGACCAUUUCUGCCCCAAAUGCAGAGGAGGACAGCCGCCUGCAGAUGAACAGGAUCCGGGCGCAGCUCAUCGGGGCCUUCAAGGAGCAGCUGGAGAUGCGGCGCAGCCUGGUGGAGCUGGAGAACACCAGCAUCGGGCUGCACGUGGACACGUCCCGCCACCUGCUGACCAUCGCCGACUGGGAGCGGGAGAAGUCUCACCACCUGGCACCCAGGGCUGGGACGCCCGAGAGGGACGAGGAGGCGCUGGAGGCCGGCCCUGAAGGGAGCGAGGGCGAGCCCGCAGAGCCGCACGAGGUGGCCCUGGCCAGGGAGGAGGUCAACAUGCUCCUGGCAGAGCAGCGGAAAACCGCAGCCCUCAAGGCGGGCCUGGAGCAGCGUCUGGCCAACGCCAAGAAGAAGGCCUCGCAGAUGGAGGAGCAGCUGCCGGCGCAGGUCCUCAGCGAGGACCAGCGGGAGGUGCUGCGGCUGCUGUGCCGGGUGCACGAGCUGGAGGUGGAGAACACGGGGCUGCAGGCCAGCAGCCUGUGCAGGAGGAGCCUGCUGUGCCAGAAGGACUUCGUGAUCCAGCGCUGCCAGCGGCACCGACGCCUGUGCGAGCGGGUCAUCCGGGAGCAGCAGCGGCUGAUCCAGGAUAGCGGCCUGGCGGUGCCGGAGGCCCUGGAGCAGCAGUACGGUCUGUACUCCCGGGAGCUGGACGCGGGCACGCUGAACCGCCUGCUGCUGCUGCACACCGUGAUGGCCAGCUCCCUGCGCGUGAGUAGGCUUCGGGUUCAGGCUGUGUGA
This is a messenger RNA of Capra hircus (goat), 2499 nucleotides long. Its product is annotated as kinesin-like protein KIF19. The transcript is spliced from 15 exons. Gene Ontology annotation, biological process: microtubule-based movement. Gene Ontology annotation, molecular function: microtubule motor activity; ATP binding; microtubule binding. The record is from RefSeq and is a predicted model, not a curated record. NCBI's taxonomy places the organism in Eukaryota, Metazoa, Chordata, Mammalia, Artiodactyla, Bovidae. The coding region runs from base 1 to 2499 and encodes 832 amino acids.